This is a messenger RNA of Argiope bruennichi, 4621 nucleotides long. RefSeq names its product protein ROP-like (gene Rop). Gene Ontology annotation, biological process: intracellular protein transport; neurotransmitter secretion; vesicle-mediated transport. NCBI's taxonomy places the organism in Eukaryota, Metazoa, Arthropoda, Arachnida, Araneae, Araneidae. The record is from RefSeq and is a predicted model, not a curated record. Gene Ontology annotation, molecular function: syntaxin binding. Gene Ontology annotation, cellular component: secretory granule; plasma membrane. The transcript is spliced from 15 exons. The coding region runs from base 223 to 1986 and encodes 587 amino acids.
UGAAAUAUAUAUUUAAAAAGAGAUUGCGUAACGCCAUCUUUCGUCAACAUUCUCAUUAAAAAUUUUAUGGCUUCAUAAAAAACAGUCUUUCACAAUCCUGAAAGUAGAGAAAGGAAUGAGUCAUUCACAAACAAAUUUACGCAUGCGCGUGUUGCAAUUGACAGUGAUCGUGACACCUUGGUUUUUGUGAAUUACGGAGAAGGAACAUAAAACUGAUCAAAAAUGGCUUUAAAAAAUGUUGUUGGUGCAAAAAUUAUGAAUGAUGUGAUCCGAUCUGUAAAAAAGAAGGGUGACUGGAAAGUUCUUGUAGUAGAUAAAUUAGGAAUGAGAAUGAUCUCAGCAUGUUGUAAAAUGCAUAGAAUCGCCCAAGAGGGCAUUACAAUUGUAGAAGAUAUCGAAAAAAUUCGAGAACCCCUACCCAAUAUGGAAGCAAUAUAUUUGAUAACCCCUACUGAUAAGUCUGUGGAACGAUUGAUGAGGGAUUUCCAAGUCAAUAGAAAUAUGUAUAGGUCUGCUCAUGUAUUUUUCACUGAGGCGUGUGGAGAUGAGUUAUUUAACGAGUUGUGCAAAUCUCCUUGUGCAAAGUACAUAAAGACCUUGAAAGAGAUUAAUAUUGCCUUCCUCCCUUAUGAAUCUCAGGUAUUUUCUUUGGAUUAUCCUGAAACCUUUCAAAUGUACUUCAACCCUUCAAAGUCUUCGCAAACUGCUAAUUUAGAGCGCAUAGCUGAACAGAUUGCGACUGUUUGCGCAACUUUAGGCGAAUAUCCUAAUAUUAGAUAUCGAUACGAUUUUGAUCGAAAUGUCGAACUAGCACAGUUAAUUCAACAAAAACUGGAUGCUUACAAGGCUGAUGAGCCAACUAUGGGAGAAGGUCCUGAAAAAAUGCGAUCUCAACUUCUGAUUUUGGACAGAGGUUUUGACUGUGUGUCACCUCUUUUGCACGAAUUGACAUUUCAAGCUAUGGCAUAUGAUCUUUUGCCUAUACAAAAUGAUGUCUAUAAAUUUGAAACAUCAACUGGGCCUGAUGUGAAUGUGAAAGAAAAGGAGGUUUUGUUAGAUGAAAAUGAUGAUUUGUGGGUGGAAUUAAGGCAUCAGCAUAUUGCUGUUGUUUCAACGAGUGUCACAAAGCAAUUGAAGACAUUUAUUGAGAGUAAAAGAAUGACUGCAUCAACUGAUAAAGCUAGUUUCAAAGAUUUGUCUGUAAUGAUUAAAAAAAUGCCACAGUAUCAAAAAGAAUUGAGCAAAUAUUCAACAUAUUUGCAUUUAGCUGAAGAUUGCAUGAAAUGUUAUCAAGGGAAUGUGGACAAAUUGUGUAAAGUUGAACAGGAUUUGGCUAUGGGUACUGAUGCUGAAGGUGAAAAGAUCAAAGAUCCUAUGAGAAAUAUUGUACCCAUUCUAUUGGAUGGUGCUGUCAGCACAUUUGACAAAAUACGUAUUAUUCUACUCUAUAUAUUGUCUAAAAAUGGUAUUACUGAGGAGAAUCUUGCUAAGUUAAUUCAGCAUGCCCAGAUUCCUCCAACAGAAAAAGCUAUGAUCACUAACAUGGCUAUGUUGGGAGUUAAUAUAGUAACAGAUGGAAGUCGUAAGAAACCUUAUCAAGUUCCUAGAAAGGAAAGAAUAACAGAGCAAACCUAUCAAAUGUCUCGUUGGACUCCUGUGUUAAAGGAUAUUGUGGAGGAUGCAAUUGAUGAUAAAUUGGAUGCUAAACACUUUCCAUUCUUAGCAGGCCGUGUAGCUCAGAGCAGCUAUGGUCGCCCAACGCCUACAAGUGUAAGAUAUGGUCAUUGGCAUAAAGAUAAAAAUGCCCCAAAUAUUAAAAAUUUGCCUCGUCUCAUGGUAUUUGUUGUUGGAGGUGCUUGUUAUUCUGAAUUGAGAUGUGCCUAUGAAGUCACAAAAGAGUAUAAAAACUGGGAAGUUAUUGUAGGAAGUGAUCAUCUACUUACUCCAGAAGGAUUUCUCACUGAUCUGCGAGAUUUAACUAGCUAAAUUUUAGGUGUGCUCUUGAGAGAAAUAUCUUGUUAUAUCUGCACAUCUCUAGGUGACUUUUAAUGUACAGUUUCCAGCUAGUCAUGUCUAAUGUUUAUUACUAUGACUUUUCCUUGCAAAUUCUACAUAUAUAUAUACAUUUGCUUAUGUAUGUAUAUCUGUAAAAAAUAUAUUCGUCUGUGAGUAAUUGUGAUGUUUUUUUAAAACUUGGGUAGCUUUGUGUGCUUUUGGUGCAAGUUUCAUCAGGUGGCAACUUUAACAUGUGAUAAUUAGCUUCUGAUAGAUUAAUGAUGCAGCACCUUUUCACAGUUUUGAUUUGAACUACUUGAUAAAUGCAUUUAAGAUACUCAAGGUAAAAUAUAGUUAAAAAAAUAAUUUAUAAAAUGUUUUGUAAUAUAGAUAAUUGUUGAACUGUUAUCUACUCAGUAUAGUUCACUUGGCUUCCUCUUUUGGUGUUUUUAAAAAUAAAAUAUUUCAUAUAAUGAAAGUUCUUCAUUGCAUCUUAAUAUCAUAAUAGAUAAAAAGGUAUAUAUAACAGUUUGCCUUGAAAUAUGUAAAUGAAUAUAUCUUGCCAUUAUUGGCCUUGUAACCAUAUGACUUUGAAAUAUAUUCCAUUCAACAUUGUUAGUUACUACAUUUUAUUAUCACUUUUGAAAAGUUUUACUAUAUCAAAUUAUAACAAUACUAGAUGCUUCAUGAAAUGUUUGAUGCAAAAUAUUAUUUUAUGAAAUAAUAAAUGCAUGGGCAAAAUAUCGCUUAUAAAAGCAAUAGUAAUUUUUAUUACUGUGUGAAUAUUUUUUUUUUGCAUUUUAAUUAAGUUAAACAAUGGAUUUAUAAUACCAAGCACAUUUUAAGUAUCUUUUUACCUUAUAUCAAUGUUAAAAAAUUAUUUAGCUUUUGUAAUUUUUACAUUUUAUAUUAUUAUAUCAUUGCCAUUAAAAAAAUGGAUAUACUUAAGGGAAUGAUUUUAUGUUGUUAAUUUUGAAUGUAUAAAAUGUUCUAUGAGAUUUUGCUUGCUUAUAUGAAUUGUGGUUUUCCAUUAUGCAGAAUGCUUUACAUUAAUGGUAUAAAAAUAAAGGGGCCAAUCAUAGAUAGUCAAAUUUUGUUUUACCUAAAAUAUGGUGUUUUCUAUAUAAAAUUAUGUAAACCAGGGUUUCUUAAAUGUUUUCUACUCAUAACCCUUUUUAGACUAAAAAAUGUUUUUCAAGAUUAAUUUUUUUUUUAUGUUAAAAAAAAAUGAAUAAGCAUCUAUGUAAAAAAGGAAAUUGUACAAGUAUAUGAAUUAUCUACAAACAAAAAUAAAAUAAAACAACAAAUAAAUUUUUCUAAAGUAUCUUAAUAAUAAAAUUCGUGAUUUUUUUUCAAGUAUCUGACAAAAAUAUAUUAGUCAAAGCUUUUAUGACAUCAUAAUUGAUGAUGCUGUACAAUUUCAUCAGAGAUCAUGAUUCAUGAUUUAAGAAACCCAUUUAACCAUUGUUUGUCCAUUCUUUUAAUAAUUUAGAGAAUGUGUUUUCUUCAUUGUGUUAUCAUUGACUUGAUGUUCAUUAAAUGUUGUGAUAAAGCUUAAUGUUUAACAUUAUUAAUCUUUAAAUUCAUAAAUUUAAAUAUGAAGUAUUAAUUUGAUGGUGAAUAUAUGUUUCAUGUUUAAUGAUUUAUUUUGUUUGAACUUGUUCUAAUUUUAUUAGAGAGAUCUCUUCUGUUUAUGAAAUAAAUGUGUAAAUAUUAUUUCAUUUACAAAGCAUGAAAUUCAUUGUUUUUAUCAUCAUUCCAUUCAUGAAUCCAUCAUUAUGUUACAUGUUUUACAUUAGUUAGAUUUAAUCAGUGUUGUAUAGUCUAUGAAUAUAUUAGCAAUACAUGGUUCUCAUUAUAACUAUUUAUCAAAUAUAAGUAUUUGUUGAAAAAUUAAGAAAAACUUUCCUUUAGUACUUGAAUUUUAGUUUAGAAGCUGGGCUUCAAAAUGGUCAAUACCUUUUUCUGUACUUGAUAAAUAUUCACUGUUCACAGAACAAUGUAUUUUAGUUAUUCUAAUGUAGUAUUUAUGUGAUAAUAUAGGAACCAUAAUCAUACAUAGUUAUGCAAUUAGGGACCUACUCCAAAAGGCUACUCUGAGAUGUUUUUGUAAAAUAUAAUAAAACAAUUUCUAAUUCUGGAUUUUCCUAAAAUUAAUUUUCUCCUUGUAUACAUACAUCGUUAUGCAACAAAUAGAAAUUGAUUCAAGUUUAUGUAGGAAAUCAUACUCUUAAAUGUAGUUUUUAAUAAGGAAAAAUAAAUCUACCAAAUAAUAGUUGGUUUCCUAUGACAUAAAUAUGUCCAAUUUUGAAUAAAAUUGAUUUGUAUAAAACUAAAUUGUUUAUUUAAAUACAAAAUAAUUAAAUCUUUUUAAUUUCUUUUUCUUCUUUUGUACAGUCUGAUUGAUGAGCUUAGGAAGAAAAAAAAUAUGAAAAGAAAUGUUUUAGGAGACAUACAUUAUCUGUUUGAAAUUGACUUGAAAGUCUUAGUAUUAUGUUAGAAGUUGUGUACAGUACUUUAAACACAUGUUGCUAUGAUGACUUAUACUCUAGCUCUAGUCAUUGUAAUUUAACAUUCCUAUUAUUCCUGUAAUAGUAUAGUAGAAUAAAGCUAAAAUAUCAUGCAA